AUGUGCCCAAUUAUUACUGUAGCCAUUUGGGCUACACUACUAUCCACCAUCACAUCCCUCACAUUUCCCUAUGAGAACAUUCAGCUUGAUCCAGCCGAAACUUUGUCUUUUCCGUCUAUUGCCUUUGGUGAUGCCGCAAGCCCAAUCCCUCAGCAGCCGUCAUGCAAAUCAUAUCCAGGAGAACCUACCUGGCCCUCAGACGCAGACUGGUCCCGUCUCAACACGACUCUCAACGGCCGCCUCCUGAAGCCUCAGCCUCUCGGUGCGGUCUGCGCACCUUCUCAUCCGGCCUACGACAGAACCAGAUGCAACACGCUGGUCCGCGGCCUGUCUGGCACGCGCAUGCUGCUCGACGACCCCUUGACGGUGCUAACAGUGUACCUAGAAGGCGACACCUGCCCCAUCUCCACGUCAAGCAGAAAACCGUGCACUCAGGGCGGGUUCCCCGUCUACGUCGUCAAUGCCAGCACGGUCGCGCAUGUCCAGGCCGCCGUCAACUUUGCCCGCAACCGCAACAUAAGACUCAUCGUCAAGAACACUGGACACGACUUUGGCGGCCGCUCCGCUGGCGCGGGCGCUCUCAGCAUCUGGACCCAUCACCUAAAGUCCGCAUCCUACCUCGCCAACUACACGGCGAGCUCUCCGGCAUACACCGGCAAGGCGGUCCAUCUGGGGGACGGCCUUGAGUCCUGGGAGCUGUUCGACCUCAUGGUCGACCACCGCAUCUCCCUCGCGGCUCCGGGGUUCCCGACCGUCGGCGCCGUCGGCGGCUGGAUGCUCGGCGGGGGCCACGGCACGGUCACGUCAACGUUGGGUCUCGGCGCCGAUCAACCCCUGUCGCUCAACGUCGUCACGGCUGACGGGCGCUUCGUCACGGCCAACGCGACGCACAACGCCGACCUCUUCUGGGCGCUGCGAGGCAGCGGCGUCGGCCCGGCGUUUGGCGUCGUCACCUCUGCCGUGGUGCGUGCACACGAACCCCUUUCGCUGAUCAGAGUCUCGCUGCAGUGGCUGACGGGACCCAGCUACAACCCCAGAAACAGCCCCAGCCCCGUCGUGGACAGGGAGACGUUUUGGCGCGGCGUCUCAGCGUACUACCGCUUCGGCAUCGCGGUCGGGGAUGCCGGCGGCGUCGACUUUGGCUACAUCCGCAACCGCGGCAACGGCAGCUUCAGCUUCGACACGGGGCUCACGUUCCCCAACAAAUCGCCCCGUGAGGUGUUCAACCUCCUCGCCCCGCUGUACGCAGAUCUACAGGCCGCCGGGGUAAAGAUGACGAACCGCCUGCCGGCGGCGUCGAGCCCGUACGCAACCAGACGGGCUGGCACGGGCGCUUCGCUGGGCAACGCGCGGUACUCGUCCAGACUGUGGCCGCGGUCGGUGUGGGACAAGGACGACGGCUUCGCGGCGGCCAUGGCGGCGGUGCGGGCCAGCGUCGAGGACGGCGGCUACACGUUCCACGGGCUUCUGAUGGCGGCGCGGCCGCUGGCCGGGGACGUGGCCGACUCGGUCAGUCCCGGCUGGCGCGCCGCGGCGAUGCACGCCUCGGUACAGGACGACACGGCGCUGGCGGACCUGUCGCCCGAGGCGUGGCGGGCGGCCAACGAGCGCGUGCUGCGCUACUCUGCCGCCAUCAGGGCCGCGACGCCAGGUGGAGGCGCGUACAUCAACGAGGGGGACUCGCUCGAGCCCGGUUGGCAGGAUAACUUUUACGAGCUGGACAACUACGCCCGCCUGCUGCGGGUCAAGGCAUCGCUGGACCCGUGGGAUGUGUUUUGGGCGCCGACGGCGGUGGGGAGCGAUGGGUGGGAGGUGAGGACGGAGGAUGGCACUUUGACGCAGAACGGGAGGUUAUGUCGUGUCGGGUCCUAG
Pyricularia grisea is the source of this 1872-nucleotide messenger RNA. RefSeq lists its product as uncharacterized. Bases 1 to 1872 code for a protein of 623 amino acids. NCBI's taxonomy places the organism in Eukaryota, Fungi, Ascomycota, Sordariomycetes, Magnaporthales, Pyriculariaceae. The record is from RefSeq and is a predicted model, not a curated record. Gene Ontology annotation, molecular function: FAD binding; oxidoreductase activity. The transcript has a single exon.